Molecule: messenger RNA, 2453 nt
Organism: Hemibagrus wyckioides
Lineage: Eukaryota; Metazoa; Chordata; Actinopteri; Siluriformes; Bagridae
Gene: acads
Product: acyl-CoA dehydrogenase short chain
Exons: 10
Coding region: 52-1272 (406 amino acids)
Biological process (GO): butyrate catabolic process; fatty acid beta-oxidation using acyl-CoA dehydrogenase
Cellular component (GO): mitochondrion
Molecular function (GO): flavin adenine dinucleotide binding
Source: RefSeq, a predicted model, not a curated record
GAUACCGUCGUAAAAGUGUUGAAUACAUCAGCGAGGAAGAACAAAACGAAGAUGGCAGCACUUUUUAAAGCUCGGAAAGCCCUGAGCAGGGCUGUGAAAUGUGGCACUCGUUGCUUUUCUCAGCUUGCAGAAUUACCUGAACUCCAUCAAAUUCUGAGGCAAACAUGUCAGGAAUAUGCAGCGAAAGAACUUGCUCCGAUUGCUGCACAGCUUGACAAAAAUCAUUCUUUCCCGGCUAAGCAGAUACAGGCACUGGGAGCAAUGGGUGUGAUGGCCAUGGAGGUACCAGAGAAUCUUGGGGGAGCUGGAAUGGAUUAUUUGGCCUAUAGUCUGGCUGUUGAAGAGAUAAGCAGAGGUUGUGCAUCUACUGGGGUCAUCGUCAGUGUCAACAAUUCAUUAUAUUUGGGCCCUAUUCUGAAGUUUGGCACAGAAGAGCAAAAGAAGCAGUGGAUAUCUCCCUUUACCACUGGGGAAAAAGUAGGCUGCUUCGCUUUGAGUGAGCCAGGCAAUGGGAGUGAUGCAGGUGCAGCCUCCACACUGGCACAUCUAGAUGGAAAUGAAUGGGUGCUGAAUGGCACCAAGGCCUGGAUCACCAACUGCUGGGAUGCAUCUGCUGCAGUUGUCUUCGCCACAACAAAUAAGAGCUUAAAACAUAAGGGAAUCAGUGCCUUUGUGGUACCUAUGCCUCACCCAGGCCUAUUUCUUGGAAAGAAAGAGGAUAAGCUUGGAAUCCGCGCAUCGUCUACAGCAAACCUGAUUCUGGAAGACUGCCGUAUCCCACUGACAAACUUAUUGGGUGAGCCUGGGAUGGGCUUCAAGAUUGCCAUGCAAACGCUGGACAGUGGGCGCAUUGGUAUAGCAUCUCAGGCUCUUGGGAUUGCACAAGCCGCUAUCGACUGUGCAGCUGGAUAUGCUCAGAAGAGGAUAGCUUUUGGAGCACCAAUUGCAAAGUUGCAAGCAAUACAGUUUAAGUUGGCAGACAUGUCUGUGGCUAUAGAAAGUGCUCGUCUUCUCACCUGGAAAGCUGCACUGUUACGAGAUGGAAAGAAACCGUAUUCUAAGGAAGCUGCUAUGGCCAAGCUGGCUGCAUCUGAAGCAGCAACAUUUGUUUCUCAUCAGGCCAUUCAGGUGCUAGGAGGAAUGGGUUAUGUAACAGACAUGCCUGCUGAGAGACACUACAGAGAUGCCCGCAUCACUGAAAUCUACGAGGGGACCAGCGAAAUUCAGAGACUUGUCAUUGCAAACCAGAUUUUGAAGGAAUAUCAGCAAUAGAGCUGCAUGGCAUGCAGCAAAUGUAUGUCAACACACCAAAUCAUCAUUCUGAAAUGACUUUUAACAUGGCAGUGAGUGCCCGGGGAUGCUACCAUUGUCAAAAACACAUGCUAAAUAGUGAAAGGUUUGCCUGUGCUGUCAUUUCCGGAUAUUUAAGGCUUAAGUGUCAGAAGAGCAGUCAUUAAUUCCACAAGAGAGCAGAAUGUGUCUGUGCUGCUAGCUUUUGCUGAUGUCACUGCAUGUUUGGAGAAAAAUCUAAUCAUGGAAUGAUUCUCAACUGAAUACAUACUUGGCUUAAAAUAUUUUUACAUAUUUCGUUUGCAAAUCUUUGCUUAUUGCAUCAGUACACUAUUACAUGUAAUAAAUUAAACAAUUAGAAGUUUAAAUGUAAUAAAUUUCAGUAUAUGAUUUAAUUGAAAGUUGAAUAAUCUCCUUUAUGAAUGAGCUUCAAAAAUUUUACUGGUAGUGUGGUGUACAGACAGAAUUGCAGAAUGGCUGUGGCAAUUUGAGGGUGCUGUGUGGCUAGUGGCUAGAUUUUGAUCAGUUCCAUCACAGAAGAGGUUGGUUGCUGCAGAUUAGAGUUUGUUCCAAUGCAGGCAGCAAAGUGGUUAACAAAAUGCUUUCAAAAAUGAGUAUUAAAUAAGGAUAGAAGGCAGAUUAAAAACACUGCAUGGCAAAAAUGAAAAAACUGUGUUUCGUCCAGUUCGUAGAAGGCCUGUCAUCCAAAUAAUUCCUAUUUUAUUUUUUGUUUUAAAAAUAUUAAUGACUAAAUACUGGAUUUGGCAGAGUGACCCAUUUAGUGGAUGUGUUUUGCUGGGUUUUUAAUAUUAUAUAUUUUAUUAUUAAUAAUAUUUUAUAUUAGGUUAAAACAAUGUUUAAGUAGUUAAUUAAGAAAUAAAACAUGACCAGGUGUGCUGUUAUAGGAAAAUCAAUUAUGUGCUAUCAUGUGGCCCAAUGUAUAGCACAGGCCUGGACUGCUGAAGGACCGAGGACUUUAAGGUUUCUCUGUAAAUUUAAUUACACAGAUGGCCUGCAACAUUAAGGAGUGUGAUGUUCUUUCAUUUAUAAGAAAUGUAAUCACUGACAAAUUGCAGUGGUACAAGAACAACAGAUUCUUCUGUCCAUGCAAUUGUAUGACACUAAUCAAGUCUGGUGUAGUAAAAGCAUUAUGUCCUUGAUUA